AUGAGCUCAGAGACAGAUAAGUCUGAAUUGAUUGCCAAGACAAACAUCAGUGCCACAGCCAUUCCUCCCACUGUCCUGAGUGAAAAGACAGUGACAGGAGGGAGCAUCAUGGAUGUAACCACAGCCCCCAGUCCAGGUGUCACCACCACCAUCACCACCAUGGAAACCAACUCAGUCCUGACGACCAUGCCCAAUGCAAAGGGGAGUUCUUCAGUGGUUACUUCUUCCACCAAUAGGGACAUCACUGUUUCCACAUCACUGACUAACUCUUCUAACACUGUGACUAUUCAGACAGACUCCACAUCCUCUCUGGUCCCUGAACUGAGGGAGACGAGCACCAUCCAGCGGAACAGCUCAGCCACAGACAAAAUCACAGUCCUUUCCAAAGAGCCCACUGCUGCUCUGACUGAGGUCUCUAGGACAGAACCCACCUCCUCCAGCAGCAUGCCCACCCCUGGCCCUGUUCAGUCUGCAGUGUCACCAGACACCACAGCAGGCAUCAUCACCAGGCCCUCUGCCUCCUCUGUCAGGACAGCAUCUGAAGAAAUGACCAUCACCACCCAAACAGGUACCCCUGGGGCUACAUCCCAGGGCACACUUUCCUUAGACACAUCAACCAAAGCCUCCGUGGUUGUGACUCAGAGUUUGACACAGUCACCCCUGACCACUCUCAUGAGCCGAGGUCCUUCCUCUGUGGAAGCAACCAGCUCUCCAUCCUCCCCAGUGCCCUUACCUGCUGGGAGGUCACCAUCCUCUGAGUCCUCCACAUUCCCAGGGAGGAGCCCCUCCUCUCCUACCCCUGCGACCUCAAUUCUCACCCAUAGCCUGGCGAAGACCACAGACAUGAUGAGCACCAGCUUGGAACCUGGAACCAGUUCACCUUCAAGUCAGAUCAGCACCAACAUUGAGAUGCUGUCCACUUCUGAAGCCCCCACAGGCACAGGGGCUCUUCGCCCUUCUGAAAACACAGCUGUGACCAAUGGGAUCAGCACAAGUUCCGGACGUGAAACACAUUCCUCUGCCCCAGCUGACUCGGAGCCACCCAGAGCCUCGUCUCCAGCGCUCGCUUCUUCCACCUCUAGCGACACCAGUGUUUCCACAUCAAUACCUCCCUCUUCCGUAACCACAACCAUUGAAACAGACUCCACAUCCUCCCUGACCCCUGAACUGAGGGACACCAGCACCAUCCAGCAGAACAGCUCAGCCACACAGGACGUCACUGUCUUUUCCAAAGUGCCCACGGGUACUACUACAGAGGUCUCAAGCAGCAUGUCUAUCCCUGGUACUUUUCAGUCCACGAUGUCACCAGACACCCCUGCAGGCAUCAUCACCAAGCCCUCUGCUGCCUCUGUCAGGACAACAUCUGCAGAAAUGACCAUCACCACCCAAACAGGUCCCCCUGGGGCUGCAUCACAGGGCACACGUACCUUGGAUGCAUCAACCAGCUCUCCAUCUUCCCCAGUGCCCUUACCGGCCGGGACAUCACCCGCCCCCGAGUCCUCCACACUCCCAGGGAGGAGCCCCGCCUCUCCUAGCCCUGGGACCUCACAUCACACGCCUGGUCUGGUGAAGACCACAGAGCCAUUUGGCACAAUUUCGGAACCAGCGGCCACUUUACCUCCCACUCUGAGUAGUACCAAAGCUGAGAUGCUUUUCACUUCCGAAUUCUCCAUAGGUUCAGCCAAAGUUUUUCCUUCCAUAUACACGACAGUGACCACUGCGGGUUCCAGCAGUUCUGGACAUGAUCGAAGCUCCUCUGUGCCAGUUUUCUCCAAGUCAUCAAGCCCCUCAUAUCCUGUUGGUACUGCGUCCACUCUGGGUGAGACCACUUUUUCCACAUCAAUGCAUUCUUCCUUUGAGACCACAGGAUUUGACACCAAGACACUUUCCCGUCUGACUCCUGGACUGAAUGAGACCAGCACAGCCCUGGCUUCCGGCUCAGAGACACUCACAAGCACACCUUCGUCUCCUGUGUCCACUCAUGUCUGGAGGAGUCCUGAGACUGACGCUACCUCCCCUGUGAAAUUAUCAGUCCCAGAUCAGCCUCUACCUUCACAAGAUACUCAGAUUCCAGUGGAAACAGUCACACGAUUUUAUGGUUCUCCUUCUGUUGCAGGGUCUGCUGGCACAGCUGUCCCCACAUCUCAUCUUUCUGUGUCUGUCACAGAAAGUACUCAUCACGCAAGCACAGAUACGCUGUCUUCAGCUGAGACCAUUCUUGCUGACGCACUGACAUCGUCUCCGUCGGAGGCCGUGGCUUCCUUUGCCACAUCUGGAGUUGCAGGUGCCAUCUCAGCCACCUUGUCAGCCAGUCCAUUUUCUAGGACAGAAUCAGGCCCUAAGGGUGCUGCUCUGUCCACCAUGGCAGAGACGCUACUUUCUUCAACAGCAUCCCCCUCUUCAAUCUUAUCUACCAGUGAUGCUUCAACCAGCCCUCUCCCCCGCUGGCUCACUUCCACACCAGCUGCCACACGUACAGCAGACUCCAGCCUCAAGGCAGAGAGCAGCACUGCCAGGGGACCGUUGGUUAUGGUCAGUACUUUGAAGACUUGGACCCAGCCAUUCAGGACAUCUCUGUCACCCAUGGCGGAUACUAGAAUGACAGAGAGUGUUGGCUUGGGACCAGUGACAAGUUCUCAAGUUCUUCCACACUCAACACGGUUGACAAGGACUGAUGGCAUUGUGAAGAGCAUCACAAAGAUACCCAAUGAAGCAGUGCAUGGAGGUACCACAGUCCAUGUCCCCUUGGCAUCCACAUCUGCUGGUCUUAGAGGUACCACAACAGGAAUGAUUGUCACAACCCCAGAUGUUCCAAAGAUGACAGCUUCAUUGGCCACCAGACCUGGAGAAGAGACCAGCACAGCAGUUCCCAUGACAACCCCAUCUAUUUUCAGUGGAGGGCCAGAGACUACACCCUCACUGGUCCCUCGUUCUGGGGCAGAGACCAGUGCAGCUGUUCCAGCGCUGACCGUUUCCUUUGGUGAGCCAGAGACCACAACCUCACGGGUCACCCAUCCUGCAGGGACCAGCCCAACCGUUUCGAGGGCAGUCCUCAACGUUUCUCAUGGUGCAUCAGCUGGCACACCCACAACAGCUACACGUUCCGGGGAAGAAGUCAGUUCAGCUAUUCCAGCUCCAGCCGUCUCCCCUGAUGUACUGGGAAUGGUGACCUCACUGGUUACUAGUCCUGGGACAGAGACCAGCCCAGCUCUUCAAACUCUGGCUAUUUCCCGUGGGAAGCCAGAGACCAGCACACCUGCUUCCAAAACAACUCUGAAUUUUUCUCCUAGUGAAUUAGACACCACAUCUUCAACAGCCGUCAGUCAUGGGGCAGAAGCCAGUUCAGCCACCCCAGUGAUGACUGUCUCACCCAGCACACUGGCUACGGUGACCUCACUGGUCAUUGGUUCUGGGACAGACACCAGGACAACUGUUUCACCUCUAGCUGAGUCCCUGCGUGAAUCAGAGUCAACAGUCUCCUUGGUCGCCCACCCUGCAGAGACCAGCCCGCCUGUUCCCAGGACAACCUCUGAUGUUUCCCAUGGUGACUUGGACACCAGACCCUCAAUGGCCACCAGCCUUGGGACAGAAGCCAGUUCAGCUCUUCCAGCUACACUUCUCUCCUCUCGUGUACCGGAUACGUCGACCUCACAGGCCACUAGUUCUGAAAAAUAUACCAGUUCAGCCAUCCCAACUCUGACUGUCUCUCCUGGUGAGCCAGAUGCUACAGUCUCACUAGUUACCCAUCCUGGGGCACAGAUCACUUCAGCCAUCCCAACUGUGACUGUCUCUCCUGGAGUAUCAGAGGCAGAAACCUCACUGGUCACCAGUUCUGGGGCAGAGACCAGUACAACUUUUCCAACUCUGACUGAUUCCACGCACAAGCCAGAGACAACAGCCUCAACAGCCACCAGUCCUGGAGCAGAAGUCAGUUCAGCUGUCCCAGCUACGGCUGUCUCCCCUGGUGUACCAGGGAUGGUGACCUCACUCGCUACUUAUUCUGGAGCAGAGACCAGUACAACUCUUCCAGCUCUGACUGAUUCCCCACAGGAACCAGAAACCACAGCUUCACGGGUCACCCGCUCUGGGAAAGAAGGUAGUUCAGCCAUUCCGACUAUGACAGUUUCCCUUGGGAAGCCAGAGACAACAGUGUCAUUGCUCAUCCAUCCUGAAGAGACCAGCCCCACUGUUCCCAGGACAACCUCCAAUGUUCCCUAUAGUGAAUCAGACACCACACCCUCAAUGGCCACCAGUCCUGGGACAAAAGCCAGUUCAGCUUUCCCAGCUACAACUGCCUCGCCAGGUGUACCAGGGAUGGUGACCUCCCUGGUUACCAGUUCUGGGGCAGAGACCAGUACAACUUUUCCAACUCUGACUGAUUCCAUGCACAAACCAGAGACAGCAGCCUCCUGGGUCACCCAUUCUGGGACAGAAACCAGUUCAGCUGUUCCAACUCUGACUUCAGUUUCCCCUGGAGAGCCAGAGACAACAGUCUCAUUGGUCACCCAUCCUGAGGAGACCAGCCCAGCUGCACCCAGGACAACACCCAAUGUUUCCCAUGGUAAAUCAGACACCACACCCUCAGUGGGAACCAGUCUUGAGGCAAAAGCCAGUUCAGCUGUCCCAGCUACGACUGUCUCCCCUCAUAUGUCAGAAGUGGUGACCUCAGAGGUCACUAGUUCUGGGGCAGAAACCAGUACAACUUUUCCAACUCUGAUUGCUUCCCCACGUCAACUGGAAACCACAGCCUCAUGGGUGAUCCAUUCUGGGACAGAAGCCAGUUCAGCUGUUCCAACUAUGACUGUUUCCCCUGGGAAGCAAGAGACAACAUUCUUACUGGCCACCCAUCCGGAAGAGACCAGCCCAGCUGUACCCAGGACAACACCCAGUGUUUCCCAUAGUGAAUCAGAUACCACACACUCAGUGGCCACCAGUCCUGGGACAAAAGCCAGCUCAGCUGUCCCAGCUACGACUGUUUCCCCUCAUAUAUCAGAAGCAGUGACCUCAGAGGUCACUAGUUCUGGGGCAGAAACCAGUACAACUUUUCCAACUCUGAUUGCUUCCCCACGUCAGUUGGAAACCACAGCCUCAUGGCCAGCUACAACAGUCUUACUGGUCACUCAUCCUUCAGAGACCAGCCCAGCUCUUCCCCGGACAAGCCCCAGUGUUUCCCAUAGUGAAUUAGAUAGCACAUCCUCAGUGGUCUCCAGUCCUGGGGCAAAAACCAGUUCAGCUGUUCCAACUCCAACUGUCUCCCGUGGUGUACCGGGUAGGGUGACGUCACAGGUCACUAGCACUAAGACAGAUGCUAGUAUGGCUGUUCCAACUCUGACACUUUCUCCUGGUGAACCAGUGACCACAGCCUCGCUGGUCACUCAUCCUGGGGUGCAGACCAGUUCAGCAACUCCAACUCCAACUGUCUCCUCUACUGUGCCAGGGCUGAUGACCUCACUGGUCACCAGUUCUGGGGCAGAGACCAGUACAACUUUUCUAAUUCCAACUGAUUCCCCACACAAAUCAAAGACAACAGCCUCAUGGGUCACCCAUUCCAAAGAGACCAGUACACCUGUUUCUAGAACAACUCCAGGUUUUUCUCACAGUAGAUCAGACACCAUGCCCUCAACUGCUACCAGUUCUGAGGCAGAAGCCAGUUCAGCUGUUCCAACUCCGACUGUCUCCCCUGGUGGGCCACAUAUGGUGACCUCACUGGUCACUAGAUCUGCAGCAGACAUCAGUACAACUUUUAGAACUCUGACUGGUUCCACGCACAAACCAGAGACAACAGCCUCAUGGACAACAGUCUCAUUGGUCACCCAUCCUGAAGAGACCAGCCCAACUGUUCCCCGGACAACCCCCAGUGUUUCCCAUGGUGAGUCAGACACCACAUUCUCAACAGCCACUAGUCUUGGGGCCAAGGUCAGUUCAGCUGUCCCAGCUACAACUGCCUCCCCUGGUGCACCAGGGACGGUGACUUCACUGGUUACCGAUUCUGGGACAGAGACCAGUACAGCUUUUCCAACUCUGACUGAUUCCCCGCGCAAACCAGAGACCACAGCCUCGUGGGUCACCCGUUCGGAGACAGAAGCCAGUUCAGCUAUUCCAACGAUGACCGUUUCUGCUGGGGAGCCAGAGACAACAGUCUUAUUGGUCACACAUCCUGCAGAGACCAGCCCAACUGCUCCCAGGACAACCGCCAGUGUUUCCCAUAGGGAAUCGGACUCCACAUUCUCCAUGGCCACCGGUCUUGGGGCAGAAGUCGGUUCAGCUGUUCCAACUCCUACUGUCUCCCCUGGGGUACCAGGGAUGGUGACCUCCCGGGCCACUAGUUCUGAGACAGAUGCCAGUACAGCUACUCUACCUCUGACUAUUUCUCCCAGUGAGCCAGCAGCCACGGCCUUACUGGCCACCCAUUCCAGGGCAGAGACAAGCACACAAUUUCCUGCUUUGACUAUUUUUCCACAUUUACCGGAAACCACAGCCUCACCGUCCAUCCGACCUGGGUCGGAGACUGGUCCAGCUCUUCCAGUUUCUCUCAGUCCGCCAGAAACCACAGCCUCUCCCUUCAGCACGCCUGUGACGGGGACAGCCAGCGUUGAUCUGGGUCUGACUGUUCCGUCUGGUAUCCCUGCAGGAACAGCCUCACCCUCCACCCAUCCUGGGACACACAGCAGCACGGCUGUUUCAACUUCAGCUCUUCCCCAUGGUUCGCCAGAGACCACAGGCUUACAGCCCACCCGUCCGGCAGCAGGGGCCAGUACAAGCGUCCCAGCUCUGACUGUUCCCCCUGGCGUUCGGGGGCCUUCCAGCACCCCUGCGACGACUGUUGAGCCUUACACCGUAACUUCCUGGGGCACAGAGCCCUCACCAUCUGCGACCUCAGUUGGACUCCCAGAAUCUUCCAAGACUGUUCCAGGGGACACUGUGACCUUGAUAACAUCAGAGACCUCAGCACCACCUAAAAUCAGUCACGGAGAAGAAUUAGGUACAACCACUAGCCUGAAAACCACCACUGUUGAGACCACUCAUCUAGCUGCCACACGUUCAGGCCCCACUGUGGCCGAGACCACAGCCACCUUCAGUCCGCUGGCUGGAAGUCCUUUUGUCCCUGUGACCACACCUGGAAUGUCCACCUUGGCCUCUGUGAGUGUGACAUCAGGAACAACUGCAGUUCCUUUCUUGAUGCCUUUCACUGUCAACUUCACCAUCACCAGCCUGCACUACACGGAGGACAUGGGGAACUCAGAGUCUGAGAUAUUCGGUGCCACUGAGAGAGACCUGCAGCACGUGCUCAGGCCGUUGUUCAAAAACAGCAGCAUUGGUUCCCUGUAUGCUGGCUGCCGACUGGCCUUGCUCAGGGCUGAUGAAGACGGAGGAAGUACCAGAAUGGAUGCGGUCUGCACCUACCGCCCAGAUCCCACAGGCUUCAGGCUGGACAGAGAACGGCUGUACUGGGAGCUGAGCCAGCAGACCCGUGGUGUCACUAGGCUGGGCCCCUUCACCCUGGACAGGGACAGUCUGUACAUCAAUGGAUAUAACCAUCGGUCCUGGAUUCCGGCCACUCGCACUCCAGUGACCACCACAUUCUCUCCAGGACCCCCAGCAUCUCUGACCCCCGUCCCCAGCUCUACAGACAUGGGCCCAGCCCUGCUGCUGUUCACCCUUAAUUUCACCGUCACCAACCUGCUCUUUAUCCCUGACAUGGGGCACCGAGGUUCUGCGAAGUUCAGCUCCACGGAGAAGACCCUGAAUCACCUGCUUGGUCCUGUGUUCAGGACCACCAGCAUCGGCCCACUGUACACUGGCUGCAGGCUGACCCGGCUCAGGACUGAGAAGGAUGGGGCAGCAACUGGAGUGGACGCCAUCUGCACCUACCAUCCUGACCCCUCGCGUCCUGGCCUGGACCGAGAAAAGUUGUACCAGGAGCUGAGUCAGCUGACUCAUGGUGUCACCCGGCUGGGCACCUACACCCUGGACAGUAACACUCUCUAUGUCAAUGGCUACCACCGUCAGUCCUGGCCCCCUACCACCAGCACUCCAGUGACUUCUACAUUCUCUCCAGAACCUUCCUCAUCUCUGGCCCUCAUCCUCAGCUCCACAGCAGCAGUCCCUUUCCUGGUGCCUUUCACUGUCAACUUCACCAUCACCAACCUGCGCUACGAAGAGGACAUGCAGCUCCCAGGCUCCUGGAAAUUUAACGCCACGGAGAGGAUCCUGCAGGAGCUGCUCAAACCUGCGUUCAAGAACAGCAGUCUGGGAUUCCUCUACUCAGGCUGCGGACUAGCCUCGCUCAGGCCUGAAAAGGACGGGGCAGCCACCAGAGUGGACGCCAUCUGCAUGCAUCGCCCUGACCCUGAAGGCUCUGGGCUGGACAGAGAGCAGCUGUACUGGGAGCUGAGCCAGUGGACCCACAGCGUCACCCGGCUGGGCCCCUACAUGCUGGACCGGGACAGCCUCUAUGUCAAUGGUUUUACCCAUCAGAUCUCUGCACUCAGCACCAGCACUCCUGGGACCUCUGCAGGGGACCUGGGAACCUCUGGGACUCCGUUCUCCUUCUCCAGCCCCACAGCCACGAGCCCUACCCUGGUGCCGUUCACCCUCAAUAUGACCAUCACAAACCUGCAGUACACGCCAGACAUGGGGCGUCCAGGAUCGGCCAAGUUCAACAUGACGGAGGAGGUCCUGCGGCACACUCUUGGUUCUCUGCUGAAGAGCACCAGUAUCGGCCCACUGCAUUCUGGCUGCAGACUGACUGCACUCAGGCCUGAGAAGAAUGGCUCAGCCACGGGAGUGGAUGCGGUCUGCACGCAUCGCCCUGAGCCCACGGGCCCCAGGCUGCACAGGGAGUGGCUGUACUGGGAGCUCAGCCUGCUGACCCAUGGUGUCACCCAGCUGGGCCCCUACACCCUGGACCAGGACAGUCUCUAUGUCAGUGGUUACAUCCAUCACACCUCAGCCACCACUCCGAACAGUAACCCCAGGAAACCUCAGCAUUUCCAUGGCCUAAACUGGACAUCUUUCUCUUCCUCCUCCACUGCAGCUGCUGACCUUCACCUGGUGUCCUUCACCCUGAACUUCACCAUCACCAACGUGUACUACACAGAGGACAUGGGGCACCCAGCUUCUCUGAAGUUCAGCUCUACCGAGAGGAUCUUACAGCACCAACUCAGGGCCUUGCUCAGUAAAACCAGUGUCGGCCCCCUCGACGCUGGCUGCAGGCUGGAGUCGCUCAGGCGUGAAAAGGGUGGAGCAGCCACUGGUGUGGACAUGGUCUGCACCUUGCACUCUGACCCCGCGGCACCCGGGCUGGACAGAGAGCGGCUGUACUGGGAGCUGAGCCACGAGACCCACGGCGUCAGCCAGCUGGGCUCCUUCACCCUGGAUGGGGACAGCCUCUACGUCAACGGUUACACCUAUGGACCCGCAGCCGCCACCACCCCCACUGAAGAGGUCAGUAAGGAGCCAUUCACGCUGAACUUCACCAUCGACAACCUGCGCUUUUCGGCAGACAUGGGCCGCCCCAGCUCCCUCAAGUUCAACAUCACAGACACCCUCAUGCAGCACCUGCUCAGCCCGUUGUUCCAGAGGAGCAGCCUGGGUGCCCGCUAUGCGGGCUGCAGGGUCACCUCGCUAAGGUCUGUGAAGAAUGGCGCCAAGACAGGGGUGGACAUCCUCUGCACCUACCAGCAGCCCUCCAGCGGCCCGGGUCUGCCUGCCAAGCAGGUGUUCCAUGAACUGAGCAGACAGACCCGUGGCAUCACCCAGCUGGGCCCCUAUUCUCUGGACAAGGACAGUCUCUACCUCAAUGGUUAUCAUGAACGUGGUCCAGAUGAGCCUCCGACAACUCCUGAACCAUCCACUACAUUCCUGCCUACUUCAUCAUCACCUGUGCAACCAGAAUCCACCACAGCUGUGGGACACAACCUGAAGACCCUCACACUCAACUUCACCAUCUCCAACCUUCCAUAUUCACCAGAUGCGAGCAGUGGCUCAGCCAUAUUCAACUCCACCGAAAGGGUCCUGCAGCGCCUGCUUGGCUCCUUAUUCCAGAAGACCAGCCUGGGCCCCUCCUACUCGGGUUGCAGCCUGAUCUCCCUCAGACCUGGGAAGGAUGGUGCAGCCACCAGCGUGCAUGCCGCCUGCACCUACCACCCUGACCCCUCGGGCCGCAGGCUGGACAGAGAGCAGCUUUACUGGGAGCUGAACCAGCUGACCAGUGGUGUCACCCAGAUGGGCCUCUACACCCUGGUCAAGGACAGCCUCUUCGUCAAUGGCUAUGCGCCCCAGAGUUCCUCUAUCCGGAGUGAGUACCAGCUAAAUUUCCGCAUCGUCAACUGGAACCUCAGCAACCCAGACGCCACGUCCUCAGAGUACAUCGCCCUGCUGAGGGACAUCCAGGACAAGGUCACCACACUCUACAGAAGCAGCCAGCUACAAGACGUAUUCCGCUUCUGCCUGGUCACCAACUUGACGUUGGAUUCCAUGUCAGUCACCAUCAAGGCACUGCUCUCCUCCAGCCGGGACCCUGGUGUGCUGAAGCAAGUGUUUCUAGACAAGACCCUGAACGCCUCAUCCCACUGGUUGGGUGCCACCUACCAGCUGACAGAUGUGCAUGUGACAGAAAUAGAGCCAGUUCGUCUACCAACAGACCAACCAACAAGCAGUCCCAGCUUCCAGCACUUCCUGCUGAAUUUUACUGUCACCAACAUACUCUAUUCCCAGGACAUAGCCCAGCCAGGCACCACCGAACACCAGCGGAACAAGAGAAAUAUUGAGGAUGCGCUCAACUGGCUCUUCCGAAACAGCAGCAUUGAGAGUUAUUUUUCUGACUGUCAAGUCUUAGCAUUCAGGUCUGUCCCCCACAGCAACCACACUGGGGUGGACUCUGUGUGUAACGUCUCACCAUUGGCUCGGAGACUAGACAGUGUUACCAUCUAUGAGGAAUUCUUGCGGCUGACCAAGAACGGUACCCAGCUGCAGAAUUUUACCCUGGACAGGAACAGUAUCCUUGUGGAUGGGUAUUCUCCCCAAAGAAACGACGUCUUGACUGAGAAUUCUGACCUCCCCUUCUGGGCCAUCAUCCUCAUCUGCCUGGCGGGACUCCUGGUGCUCAUCACAUGCCUGAUCUGCUGUUUCCUGGUCACAGUCAGGCGGAAGAAGGAGGGAGACUACGAGGUUCAGCAGCAAUGCCUGGGCUACUACCUGCCGCACCCAGACCUGAGGAAGCUACAAUGAUGACACCUGCCAGAGCCCCCCCCCCUUUCCCAGUCAGGUUCCCAAGGGGCUUUGGCUGGACGAGAAAUAAACCACAUUGGUCAGACACAACCUCUGGGCCUUUCUUGACUUGGCCCCUGACUGGUUCACAGUGGACUAAGAUAAAACUUUUCCCCUUCUUUAAGUCCUAAAGACAACUUCAACUUCUGUCUGGUGGUUUCACACCAUUUCCUCCCUCAGGGACACCAGCACUGGUGAAACAAGCACAGACGCAGCCAACGUACAAAAUCGACGUCACACUUCAGUGUGCGGUUCCCCUACCCAGUCGCCCACUCCACUUCUCCACUCGUGCAGCUGUCACCCCAUCUUCAGUCCUCCAUAUUCUGCACCUCUUUCCCCAAAGCCCUACAAGUCCCAAGUUCUCUUGCACUAGACUCUGAUGUGCAUAUUCACAAGGAUGUCCAGAAAAUCUGCCUUGGUGGCUUCUCUCCCUCAUCAUGGGUCUUGCAAGAUGGAAAACAGAUCAAGAAGGAAUGAGUAGCUCAGACAUGACACUGCCAUUAGCCUUGGGACCUGGGAGCUGAAAUGACUGGGUGUCUGGGAAGACUGAAUCCCAGAGUAGUAACCAACUGUAGAAAGAUGGUGUCUGUGUUGGAUGUAAAAAUGAAUAAAACUCAGGGGAAAGCUCUGAGAGAAAUGAAA
Camelus dromedarius (Arabian camel) is the source of this 11913-nucleotide messenger RNA. Its product is annotated as mucin-16. The coding region runs from base 1 to 11232 and encodes 3743 amino acids. Lineage: Eukaryota; Metazoa; Chordata; Mammalia; Artiodactyla; Camelidae. The transcript has 51 exons. The record is from RefSeq and is a predicted model, not a curated record.